UCCUCCUCAUAUACAACCCGUCUCAAGACUCGGUGGUGGACUGCGAGUGAAGGAAAGAGAAUCAUGGGUUCCGAUAUCGCCACCACCACCCCAUAAAAAGAAACCCUCGCCUGCCCACAAAAACCCUACCAUGUCUUCCCGUUUGGCCCCUCCUUUUCAUCUCUAUUUACCUAUUUUGUGCAACUACCUCUCUCCUGGAAGUUCCUUGGUCGGAGCCAACCACACCUCCGCUCGUUUCUGCUCUCGCUAAUCUCCGCCUUUCCCCCUUUCUCUCAUACUACAGUUUUUUGGGUAUUUUCUCAAUCUUUUCAAAAGAGGGUGCAACAUAACAAGCAUGGAGCCUACCACAGGGAAGCCUGGCUGUUUGAGGAACGUUCUGGUACGGUUGCUUUUGUUCGGCGUUUUCGUCAUCGUGGUCCGAUUUGCCUACGUUGUUACGAUAACCGGAGAGUCUUGCAACGUCGGGGACUUCUGUUUCUUCUCGUUGCCGGAGACUUUCAACUUCGUCAUUGCCGGCGCCGGCCCCGGAGCCUCGGCCAUUGUUGCGAGCGACGUCGUGAAGGCGACAAACGGCGGGGAUCUCUACACGAGCAAGGACUGGAUCGAGGCCGUUCAUUACUACUCCUCGGUGUUCCAGGAUCUGAUCACCGAGGACCGCCUCUCACCGGAAUCGAAGGCCUUGUGCGUGGAGUCCCCGACCGGACAGGACGUCUACACCCUGAGACAGAUCGGAGUGAAGGACUCGAUCGGAAUUUUCAAGAAGGCCUCGCGGCCUUUGGUAAUCAAGGCCCUCCCGAACAAAAUCCCUUUCGGCGACGACACCUUUGACUUCGUUUUCUCCGGCGGGGCCCGCCUCGACAAGGCCUCCCGGCCGUUGGAUCUCGCGGCGGAGAUCGAACGGACGCUGAAACCCGAAGGGUUUCUGGUGGUCCACAUCGGCGCGAACGACACGUAUAGCUUCAAUUCCUUUCUUGAGCUGUUCAAUUCCUGCGAUUUAAUCAAAUCACGCGACAUCGACGGCUUGGAUUCGUCGACGCCUCAAAUACGCGAAGUUGUUCUGCGAAAACGGGUGGAAACCAAUAAUCUUGGCAGCGAGUUUGAGAAGCCCGAACCGGAUUACAAUUCGGAGAACAAGUGCUUGGUUCCGGGGCAUAAGCGAAAGCUGGUUCGAAACGCGGAGCCGUUGAUCACGGAGGAGCCAUUGAAGCCGUGGAUCACGUUGAAGAGGAAUAUAAAGAAGAUAAGGUAUUUACCGUCAAUGGCUGAUAUAAGCUUUAAGAAUAGGUAUGUGUACAUUGAUGUUGGGGCUAGGAGUUACGGGUCUAGUAUAGGAAGUUGGUUCAGGAAGCAAUACCCAAAGCAAAACAGAACCUUCGAAGUGUAUGCGAUUGAGGCGGACAAGGCUUUUCACGAGGAGUAUAGGAUGAAGAAGAAGGUUACACUGUUGCCUUACGCGGCGUGGGUGAGGAAUGAGACAUUGUUGUUUGAGGUUAAUCACGAUCCGGGCAAGAGCGAUGUCGAUGAUAAAGGUCGAGGAAUGGGUAGAAUUCGCCAUUUGAGCGGCGGGAAUGGCGGUGAGGUGAAUGAGAUUGAGGGGUUUGAUUUUGCGGAGUGGCUGAAGAACACGGUGUCGGAGAAGGACUUUGUGGUGAUGAAGAUGGAUGUGGAAGGGACGGAGUUCGAUUUGAUUCCGAGGUUGUUUGAGACCGGGGCGAUUUGCUUGAUCGACGAGAUAUUUCUCGAGUGUCAUUACAAUCGGUGGCAGAGAUGUUGCCCUGGUGAGAGGAGUCCCAAGUAUGAGAAAACCUACGGCCAAUGCUUGGAUCUUUUCUCUUCUUUGCGGCAAAGUGGGAUUCUUGUUCAUCAGUGGUGGUAACAGCAACUAUACACAUUCUCUUGUGACAUCUUUUUCUUUGUUUUUUUUUUUACAGUUGAAAGGUUGUAGUUUUCUCUUGUUUUUUUUUUUUUUUUUUUAAUUUUGAUGUCAAGGGUUGUAGCUGAAAAUGAAAUUUUAUUUGUUCAUUGUUCUUCAUUUGUUUAAAGCUGAACACAAUUUGAAAGUGCUUUAAUUUCUUCUUCAA
Corylus avellana is the source of this 2081-nucleotide messenger RNA. Its product is annotated as methyltransferase. Gene Ontology annotation, molecular function: S-adenosylmethionine-dependent methyltransferase activity. The record is from RefSeq and is a predicted model, not a curated record. NCBI's taxonomy places the organism in Eukaryota, Viridiplantae, Streptophyta, Magnoliopsida, Fagales, Betulaceae.